Trypanosoma conorhini is the source of this 1179-nucleotide messenger RNA. RefSeq lists its product as uncharacterized. NCBI's taxonomy places the organism in Eukaryota, Euglenozoa, Kinetoplastea, Trypanosomatida, Trypanosomatidae. The record is from RefSeq and is a predicted model, not a curated record. The transcript has a single exon. The coding region runs from base 1 to 1179 and encodes 392 amino acids.
AUGCUUGGCGCCGGCACAUGGUUUGUGGCGUUUGCCGUGCCCACCGUGGCCGUCGGGGGCUUCAUCGCCUCACGCAAGCGGCUGGCGUACCAGUGGCGCGAGGAGCUCAUGGACCCAACUGGGAACAUUUACCCUCCACUCACAGAAUCCGAGAUGGAGUUUUUUUGUCGCGUAUCGCCACCUUCUCGGGCCGAAAAAAAAGGUGAGCCCUUGUCUGUGCAUGAAAACAUAGGCCUGCAUGUUUCCCCAGAUGCGUUUUCGGGGGAGGAGAGUCAAGUAUUGCUUGACGAGGUCGUGCGAUGGGCCUCGUUGUUUGGGCAAAAGGUUGACCCCAGGAAGCUUGCGACGCUCGAAGACCGGGCGAAGACGGAGGCAGUAGACAUGAGUUUCUACCGUGACGUCACCAUCAUUUCUGAUCACGCGGAGGACAUUCAGUUGAUGAAGGCGCCGUGGGGAACAGGGGACGGCAUCAGGUACGACUUGAUGCCGGCGUCACUGCGCUACAUGGUGGAUAAGACGCAGCGCACAUUUAAAGGCGUUGGUCGUCUCCGUCACGUGUAUGUGGAAUAUUCACCGAGUGGUAAGUUAUACCACGGCCCACAGGCGACAAAGGGUUUUGAUGGGCACGAUUACGUCGUCAUUCCUCUGCGGCGCGACGAGAAGGCCGCCGUCGUCACAUUUUCCCCGCUGUUGCGCUCCAAAGUCUCUUUGUUCCGGGAGGUGGUCGAAGGCUCCUGGACAGCGCGCGACAUUGACGCCAUUGUUCCUCCAGGCGGUGCCCUGCGCGUGUAUGGAGCCGCGCGCUACGAGUGGGGAUGGUGCAUUCGUCCACACAACGUUUGGUACGGUCACAGAGAUAACUCCGUGUCGAAGCUAUCGAGGUCAGCCGCAUCUCACGGCGUUGUGGCGUCUCUCACGCGUCGUCUGUUUCACGCGCAAGCUAAGCAGCCGGAGGGUCGAGAGGCGGCGCUGGUGUUGCUUCACUUUGAGGGGCCACGCGACGCACGAAAGAAGCGAUCGCUGCUGCUUCAGCCGGAGCGUCUCAUCUUUGGCCGCCCACCAAAGCCGGAGUCUUUCGAACGCUGGGUCGAGAAGCGGCCCACACAAGACGUAGUUCGAGAGGAAGGCGUUUUUCUCUUCAUGCUGAAGAAUUACCUGGAGAUGUUGAGAGUGAGUUGA